CUUUUCUACUCGUCUACGGAGUAUAUCCCUCUCACUUGGAAAGCUCUUGGGCCAAGUCAGGCGUGUCCUUUACUUCUGAUAGUUCUGUUACAUUGGAAUAACAGAAAAUCCGGAGCGAGCCAAGCUAGCGAUCUAUUCUCAUGCUAUCGGGUUCGGAGUCAUGAAGUUACUUAGUCGUACCAAAUAUCGACGGUGAGCGACUUCUUCUCUGUACCACUCCUCAACUCCAGGUCUUACACCUUUCGGGAUAUUUCUCCUACAAUCAAAAUGAGUUUCCUCGAUUCCGUUCUCUCGUCUCUCCAGACGGGUAAGCCCUCCCAACCCCCACUGUCUCAGGCGCCUACCUCGCCUGCGCCUGCUUCGACCCCCAAAAAAGAGGAUCGAAAAGCGAUCGCUGUGCGACGGGCGCCUCCGACCAGUGGGAAUGUCAGUGGAGGGAUCAAGCGCAAAGCUGAGGACCAGCUGCCUCGCCCACCAAAACCUGAAAGCAAGGUGACAAAUAAUACAGCUGAAAUGAAACCUACGCUUGCCACGAGGCCAGCGGUAUCGUCAGCACCACCCAAAGCUGUGCCCAAGCCAGUUCCGACCACCACCUCUAGGCCGGCUCUGCCUAAGCCCACCCCGAAACCCAGCUUGUCUGCGACCACAAAGGUGGUACCCUCACAGAAGGCGACAACCCCCAAACCCACAUCGGCAGGCGCUGCCACAGCCUCAAAGCCGCCACCAAAGGGAUCAUUUGCGGAGAUCAUGGCGCAGGCAAAGGCUAAGCAAGAGACGGCUCCUGUGGGGGUAGGCUUACUACGACACCAAGCCGGUCCCAAAGAAAGACUUACAAAAGUGGAGCGCAAGCGGCGCAUGAUGGAACUACAGGCCAAAGAAAAAGAAGCGCGUUUGGGAAGGAAGGCUGGAUCGGGUGCUUCUGCCAAGGGCAAGCCUGCUGUCCGGCAGCGCGAUUCCGAGAGGCCCUCAUACAAGGGCACAGCCAAACCGACGCAGACUCCCGAGCCGCCUACCUACCGUGGAACUGCGGGCCUGCCAUCAAACCGUGGUGGAAGUGAUCGUCGACACCAGUCUCGAAAUUCCCGACAGAACGAAUAUCUCGGAACUGACGAAGAAGAUGAGGGUGACCUCGGUGGCUAUGACGAUUACUACUCCGAUGCAUCAUCCGACAUGGAGGCUGGAAUGGACGAUGUUGACCGCGAAGAGGCUGCUGCAUUGGAAUUUGCCAAACGGGAGGACGAGAAAGAGCUGCGUCAAGAAAUGGCGGCUAAGAAAGAGAAGCUGGAGCGCCAGCGGAAAUUGGCUGCUCUUGCUUCUAGGAGCAAGCGUUGAAGUUUGGACGUUUUUAUACUGUGAAAUUUUUACUUUUUCACUUCUGACCACUUUCCACGAUCUCUUUUGUUUUGGAUAGGACUACAUAUUUACUCCGCAUUAUGAGCGUUCGGGGUGUCCAUAGACGGGGAUGCCUUCAUCUUUUUUUGCUUUGAAGCACCAUCAAUAGCGAGCGCUAUUUCAAUACCAACUUUCUUUUUUUUGGA
Molecule: messenger RNA, 1538 nt
Organism: Penicillium samsonianum
Lineage: Eukaryota; Fungi; Ascomycota; Eurotiomycetes; Eurotiales; Aspergillaceae
Exons: 2
Coding region: 268-1332 (354 amino acids)
Source: RefSeq, a predicted model, not a curated record